AUGCCUUUGGUGGUGUUCGAGCAGGCGCCGACGCCUCGAACAGUUUUGACCGGCUUCAAUGACAGCGUUAUCGCAGAUCUGCAAUACUAUUACAAUAAAGACGAUAAGAAGUUACCCUACGGCACGAACCCGAAACUUCACUCGAAGUACCCUGUGGGUAGCCGCCUAUGGGAGAACACGUUUGCCACCUUCCCCAAAGCCAAUUCGGAGCGGAUGCACGGCCGGCUCGGCGUGACGCAUUACGGCUCGCCAGUGUAUACUCCAAAGGACAUGCCUCCAGUACUUCGGUCAUACCCGGGGGGUUUCGAGGCGGGUCUGAAGCUAGGUGGGUUUUACCACAACAUGUCUGAGGCGCUGCCGUUGGACCGCGUGGUGCCUGACUACCGCGAGCCGGUGUGUCAGGCGCAGACGUUCGACGUGGCAGACUUGCCGGACGCGAGUAUCGUGAUAACGUACUUCAACGAGCCUUUUUCGACGUUGAUGCGUACUGUCCACAGCGUACUCAACUCGACUCCGCCAGAGUUGGUGCGGGAGAUCAUUUUGGUGGACGACCACAGCGACUACAUAUGGGGCCAGCGGGACAAGUUUGCGGUGGUGGACUACACGACGACGCAAGCGUAUCAGACGAUACUUGAGGAGUACAUCCGCUACCUGCCCAAGGUGAAGUUAUUGCGGCUGUCCGAGCGCAAGGGUUUAGUGCACGCUCGAUUGGCGGGGGCACGCGCAGCCUCGGGCAAGGUCUUGGUGGUUUUGGAUUCGCAUGUGGAGGUGAACAAGGGCUGGUUGGAGCCGCAGUUGGCGAGGAUCAAAGAGUCGCCAAACAGCGUGGUGUUCCCGCAGAUCUUGUCGAUCAACCCUGAGGACUUUACGUACGACACGCACAGCGGCAUCGGGUGCUCGCUAGGUUUCAAGUGGAACAUGGUGGAGCAGAGCAGUCUGACCUCCACGGUAACGGACCCGGCCCCCAUCCCUUCAGGCUCCAUGGCGGGUGGACUGUUUGCUGUGGAUCUCGAGUACUUUUGGCACAUCGGCGGUUACGAUGACGGUUUCCGCAUGUGGGGCAGUGAGAAUGUCGAGAUGGGCUUCCGUACUUGGAUGUGUGGUGGCCGACUCGAGUGUUUACCCUGUAGCAAGACCUACCAUAUCUACCGCAAGAAGGGCGGCGGCUACAGCUCGCCUGCCGAGGAUAUUGUGCGCAACAAACUCCGGACUGCGCGUCUCUGGUGCGAUGAUUACUACUCCCUCGCACGCACCUUCAUCGCUCCCAAAGCCGGAGUCGAACCCGGCAACCUCGACCGCAUGCUUGAGCUCAAACAACGCCUCCAGUGCAAACCCUUCCAGUGGUAUCUCGACAACGUGCCCUUCUCUACCAACAGCAAAUUCCUGAAACUCCGACCGGAGGACGUGAAAAAACUAGGAGAAAUCAAGCCCGUCCGUGCGCCGACGUGGUGCGUAGACACAAUGCAGCGCACGGAAAUCGGCCAAAGUGCAGGCAUCUUCCCCUGCCACGGUGACGGGGGUACGCAGGCCUGGCUCUACAUCCGGAAUGACGAGUGGAGCCACGUGGUUGCGAGCAGCAACGAAAAGUUCUGCCUCGGCAGGCACGCAGCCUACAAAUUCUGCGACAGCAAAGACGAAGAUCAGCGCUGGCUGGCCACGCAAGAGUCGGCCGCCACGCGCAUUCAGCACGUGAGCACAGGCCAGUGCUUGGCCUUCAAAAAUGUAAGUUCCGCCCCGGCACUGCUCCGAGUUUUGAUGCGUGCUCUCUUUGAGUCUUAUCCGAUAUUUCUUCUCGUAGAAACAAUUGACUAG
Messenger RNA from Gregarina niphandrodes, 1812 nucleotides. RefSeq names its product glycosyltransferase-like family 2 protein. Gene Ontology annotation, cellular component: Golgi apparatus. Lineage: Eukaryota; Apicomplexa; Conoidasida; Eugregarinorida; Gregarinidae. The record is from RefSeq and is a predicted model, not a curated record. The transcript is spliced from 2 exons. The coding region runs from base 1 to 1812 and encodes 603 amino acids.